This is a messenger RNA of Sporisorium graminicola, 1173 nucleotides long. RefSeq lists its product as uncharacterized. Gene Ontology annotation, molecular function: protein kinase regulator activity. The record is from RefSeq and is a predicted model, not a curated record. The transcript is spliced from 2 exons. NCBI's taxonomy places the organism in Eukaryota, Fungi, Basidiomycota, Ustilaginomycetes, Ustilaginales, Ustilaginaceae. Bases 1 to 1173 code for a protein of 390 amino acids. Gene Ontology annotation, cellular component: cytoplasm; protein kinase CK2 complex.
AUGAUGGACGAUCUCACCGAAGCCAGCAGCGACUACGCAGCCAACUCGUGGGUCACCUGGUUCCUUUCUACGAAGGGCAACGAGUACUUUUGCGAAGUCGAUGAAGACUACAUCCUCGAUCGCUUCAACCUCACUGGCCUCAACGCCGAAGUGCAGCACUACCCUCAGGCGCUUGAUCUCAUCACCGACUCGCUCGAAGAUGACCUCUCGGACUCGAUCCGCGAUUCGGUCGAGGCGCAGGCAAAGCUACUCUACGGCCUCGUACAUGCACGCUACGUUAUCACCACACGUGGUUUGGCAAAGAUGCUGGAAAAGUACAAGCGCGCCGACUUCGGAAGAUGCCCGCGCGUUCUUUGCUAUCAACAGCCUUUGCUACCAGUCGGGCUCAGCGACAAUCCGUUCCAGAAGGCGGUCAAACUGUUUUGCCCACGAUGCGAAGAUAUCUACUCGCCUAAGAGCAGUCGGCACGGUACCAUCGAUGGCGCCUUCUUCGGCAGCACGUUCCCGCACAUGCUCUUUAUGGUGUAUCCCAACGUUUUGCCCUCCAAAUCGCCGGCCUCGCAAUCGCCCUUUUUGCUCAACUCGUCGACCUCACAGCACCGCGCCGACGCACGCUCGAAUGCCGAACAGGCCGAUGUCGACGACUCGAUCAAUGUACUCCCCCCCGGCUACGGCGACGGCGCAGGCAAUGGCUCGUCGCUGCCCGGCGCAUCCUCGUCAGCGGUAGCAGCUGCUGCGGGUAGCGCCGCAGCCGGUGGCGGCCCCACUACGACUCCUGCCAAUUCGACAGCCGCUGCUGCCGCUAAAGUGGAGCGCUACCGACCGCGCAUCUUUGGUUUCCCCGUACACGAGACGAGCAAGUUGCAGAAAUGGCAGGACAAGAUGCGCGAUCAGCAGAUCGAGCGUCUAGAAAAGGUAGAGGCUGCCGGGGGUAUUGCUACGCCAGGUGCAGCUGCGUUUUUCCGCAAGGCUGCUCCUGUUGCAGCAACACCGUCACAGGCAGCUGCGUCAUCGACAGUACCAUCAACGGCAACAGCAACAGCGACAACAUCAGCAGCAGCAGCAGCAACGGCGGCGGCGGUACCACCAGCUCACGCGGCGGCGCCAUCACAGCCAGCAGCGGCGACGACCAGCACGCCAUUGCAGGCUACUCCCACCACCGCACGCAGCUAG